UGCCCCAUCAUUGGUGUCAGUGGGAGGAAUAGUGCCCAUCAUCGUUGGUGUCAGUGGGGGAGGAAUAGUGCCCCAUCAUUGGUGUCAGUGGGGAGAAGAAUAGUGCCCCAUCAUUGGUGUCAGUGGGGUGGGGGGAGGAAUAGUGCCCCAUCGUUGGUGUCAGUGGGGGGAGGAAUAGUGCCCCAUCGUUGGUGUCAGUGGGGGGAGGAAUAGUGCCCCAUCGUUGGUGUCAGUGGUGGGGAGGAAUAGUGCCCCAUCGUUGGUGUCAGUGGGGGGGAGAAUAGUGCCCCAUCGU
Staurois parvus is the source of this 295-nucleotide messenger RNA. The record is from the annotation of a GenBank genome assembly. Lineage: Eukaryota; Metazoa; Chordata; Amphibia; Anura; Ranidae.